AUGUUUGGACAAGUUGCCCUCGCUUAUGUUUCCUUUGCCGCCGUUGUAGCAGGACUACCGGCUUACACCAACCACGCCCACGUCCACGGGCAUCAAAAGCGCGGCGCUAUCGACGACAUGGACCGCUACACUCUUUACACCGGCGACGGCUCUACUGGAGCUGGUUGGCCUUCCCAGGAUGCGUGGGCCUCUUCGGAGGACCUCUGGAAUGUCAACGUCAAGCUCAUGCGACAGACCUGUGGCUGGAAUGGCUGGGGCGCGGACAACUCGGUCGACGAAAUCCGCGCCAUUGAGUCUGCGAUCCAGAAGCUAGCACGCCAGACGGAAGUCGACGAUCGUUUUAUCCUGGCUGUUAUGAUGCAAGAGAGUAAAGGCUGUGUUCGAGCUCCCACGACCAACAACGGAGUGACGAACCCGGGCCUCAUGCAGUCGCACAACGGCAACGGUACCUGCGCCGACACCAACCCCUGCCCUGACAGCCAAAUCACCCAAAUGAUCAGCGACGGCGUCGCCGGAACCUCGUCCGGAGACGGUCUUCAGCAAUUGCUCGACCAGGCUCGUGGCGUCACGGGCCAGAAUGGCACCCGGCCAUUCUACGCGGCGGCCCGUCUCUACAACAGCGGCCUCAUUGACUACAACAACCUUGACAAGGCCAUGGGCAGUACCGCUUGCUAUGUGUCUGAUAUUGCUAACCGUCUUACUGGUUGGACUCAGGCUGACAGUAGCUGCGAGAUUUGA
Molecule: messenger RNA, 738 nt
Organism: Metarhizium brunneum ARSEF 3297
Lineage: Eukaryota; Fungi; Ascomycota; Sordariomycetes; Hypocreales; Clavicipitaceae
Source: RefSeq, a predicted model, not a curated record